Aspergillus tanneri is the source of this 1869-nucleotide messenger RNA. RefSeq lists its product as uncharacterized. The coding region runs from base 1 to 1869 and encodes 622 amino acids. The record is from RefSeq and is a predicted model, not a curated record. The transcript has a single exon. Lineage: Eukaryota; Fungi; Ascomycota; Eurotiomycetes; Eurotiales; Aspergillaceae.
AUGUCCGAUACGGGUGCCCAUCCCGGUGUGAGGAGCCUCCUCGCCAAGUUCGAGAACAACCAGAAUACCACAACUUCCCCGCCCUCGCGUGGUCGGUCUCCGGUUGGAUCGGAGAAUUCCGGCGCGGGCAGACCACUCUCUAAAGUGCGUGCCAGCUUCAUCGCUGUCGAUGGGGCGGUCCAGUCAAACCCAGUCGUAGGGUUGAGGAAAGCGAGUGGUGGCAGUGACAGCCCCGCUGGCCCAUCAAGGGUGAAGACCUUCAACUCAGAUGAUAGUGGCAGUCUAAAAAGCCCGCUGUCUUUGUCCCCCAUCAGCAACAGCUUUCCAGAGUCGAGUGCCAAUGGCAAUGACUCAAAGAAUAGUAUCUCAAAAGAAUUGCCCGGAGCAUCGACAGGAGCCCCGAUGGGUUCGGCCGAGGAGAGUACGAAGCCCGUGAUCAAGGAAACCGUGCCAUCACACAACAAGGAAAACCAUUCCGUCGCAGAAUCAGCUGCCAGCACAUCCCCUGCCGUGCAGUCCGUUAAACCAACAAACACCGUGACCAAGCGGCCAUCGACGAUUCAUAUAGCGAAAGCGAGUACCGCCAGUAAACCGACCUCCGGGUCAACCUCUGUCACAGGCCCGCGGUCAUCCACCAAGCCACGUACCCCAACGUCGCCUGCGAUGACCGAAAAUAAUAAAGCCAAGGCGACACGCACGGCGAAGACUGCUACUGCUGGUGACCAUCGUGUUCCGACUCAGAAACCAAGUCGUACAUCCUUGACAACAGCAGUCAGGACUGCUUCGCGACCCCCUCGGUCUUCCAUGCCUUCGCGCGAGCCCACUAGGCCAACAGUUUCAGGCACCAAACCCCGUUCCAACUCACCAUCCCGGUCUGCUCGCCUUCCAGCGUCCGCGACGGCACCCACCUUGUCGUCCUCGGGGAAAUUAGGAGCCACCGGAACAACGACUUCUAGACUUACCCGCAAACCAUCGACAUUGAAGCCUGCAGCCGGGGCCAAUCAACGUGCAACUACUCCCACUGCCUCAAAUGUGCGCAAGCACGCUUCUCGCCCUUCUCCUCCUGGGCAUUCGGGGAGCGAGCGACCCCAUUCCCGGGUGAGCCAAGGAGGCUCAAAGCCGGUCGAUGAGGGGUUCCUGGCCCGGAUGAUGCGACCCACCGCGAGCUCUGCCAGCAAGACACACGAUAAAGUAGAGGCUAAAAGCCCGCCCCGGUCCACCAAGACGGCUCGUGCACCGGUGCAGAAGGUUGUGCCUAAGACUGAACCCCGUGCGCCGCGCCCGACAAAGGAGACCAGCAAAUCGGUGAAGCGUGGUGAAGAGACGACAGCAGAGAACCCGAAUGAAGAACCCCAGAAGUCUGCGAAGCAACAUACUUCGGAGGAUGUUACCCAAGCUCCUUCUGAGCCACAAGUCGACGAGAAAACUGUAGAUGCUGAAGCUAAGCGCGCUGCCGAGGAGCCGGUCGAGGCAACGCUCGAGAAGCCAUCGACAGAUGCACCCAUCGACUCGUCCGUUCCUCAACCUUCAGAAGUGCCCGUGGAUGCGGAGGCACCAGCAGAACCCAAACCCGAGGUGUCAGUCGAGCAGCCGACGGAAGCUUCAAUAGAGCAGACCAUCAAUGCUGUUCAAUCGACCACCGUGGAACCGGUCGCACCUACGGAGCCAGUCGAUGCGCCGACUCCUUCUGAUACCCCCGAAUGCCACCCGUCAGCAGAGGUUAGGGAAUCCGUUGAGUCUGCACCUCCAGUCCAGACUGAAGCAGAGCCGACCCCAGAGAAUGCUGCCGAGACCUCUGAUCCCACCACAGAGUCGAAGCCCAUUGAGGAUGACGUUGAUGCCGACAUUGGAAAGUUGUCCCUGAACUAA